Cercospora beticola is the source of this 1120-nucleotide messenger RNA. RefSeq names its product Mrp/NBP35 family ATP-binding protein (gene CFD1). The record is from RefSeq and is a predicted model, not a curated record. Gene Ontology annotation, cellular component: cytosol. Gene Ontology annotation, molecular function: ATP-dependent FeS chaperone activity; ATP binding; 4 iron, 4 sulfur cluster binding. Gene Ontology annotation, biological process: iron-sulfur cluster assembly. NCBI's taxonomy places the organism in Eukaryota, Fungi, Ascomycota, Dothideomycetes, Mycosphaerellales, Mycosphaerellaceae.
CACACGACAUCUCUGCACCUCAACGACACGCCGCAGAGAUGUCACUGAGCGACAUCAAGAAGAUCGUGCUCGUCCUAUCGGGCAAAGGCGGCGUCGGGAAAUCCAGCGUCACCACCCAGCUUGCCCUCUCGCUGUCCCUCCAAGGCCACUCCGUCGGCGUCCUCGAUGUCGAUCUCACCGGACCUUCGAUACCCCGAUUCCUCGGCAUAGAAAACUCGAAAGUCACGCAGGCGCCUGGAGGUUGGCUUCCGGUGCCGAUACAUGAAGCAAGAGAGCAGCAAAAUGGGAGCAAUGGCGAACAGACAAAUGUACAAGCAACGAGGGUAGGGAAGCUGGGAGCAAUGUCCCUCGGCUUCCUCCUCGCGAACAGAGGCGAUGCAGUCGUAUGGCGCGGACCGAAAAAGACAGCCAUGAUUCGACAAUUCCUCACAGAUGUACAAUGGGGACAACUCGAUUACCUCCUCAUCGAUACUCCACCGGGCACAAGCGACGAGCACAUCUCUCUUGUCGAGACACUACUCAAAUCUGCGACACAAGAACAACUAGCCGGCGCAGUAAUCGUCACAACCCCACAAGCAAUCAGCGUCAGCGACGUCAAAAAAGAAAUCAACUUCUGCCGAAAAGUCAGCGUGAAAAUCCUCGGAGUCAUAGAAAACAUGGCAGGCUUCGUAUGUCCGAAUUGCUCCGAAUGCACAAAUGUCUUCUCCAAAGGUGGAGGACAAGCCAUGGCGCAAGAGUUCAACGUCGAUUUCCUUGGAAGUAUUCCUAUCGACCCGAUGUUCAUUCGCCUAAUCGAGGAAGGCAAGCGACCGAGUUAUCCUCAAGGCACGAUUAUCCAAGGACGCGAUAUGCAAGCUGAAGAGGAAGCGAGUACGGAAGGAUUGUUGGUAGACAAGUAUACUGCUUGCUCUCUACAGCCUCUUUUCGAGACGAUUACGAAAGAUCUAAUUACCAAGAUCGGAACAUGAGAGCUCGCCCGCUUCUCUGAAUAUCCGCCCAACGCCGCGCUUGCGAAAGACCAGCUCCAUGAAGAGCACUGUACACUAUACAAGAUUCGCAUCACGACCUGUCCAAGUCCUAUAUGCAGUUGAGGCCCAGCAGCCCACAAUCCCUCCGGGUU